CCUCACGACGAACCCCCCACUGAGCGACCCGGAAAACGCAUAUACCUGACACAAAUACCCACGACCUGGCCACACACGUGCACUCGCAUCCUCCCUGGCUGACAGCCUCUUGCGUCUUCGUCCCCUUUGCGAGCCCAGCAACUACCUAUAAUCGACAAGCCUGCAAAAGUUGGCGUGCCGUGGCCGGCAGUCCCAACAACCUCACUGACCCGACUUGAUUUUGCCAUGCCGGCUGAGUCUUUCGCAAAACAGUUUACAUUAUCGGAUCCGGGGUAUCGGGCGAGAUCAGCGCACGCGACAGGUUGGUGGAGGGGAGAAGACAAUCUCGCAGACUGAGGGAUCUUAGUUGGACGACACCGCUUUGCACAGCCCUCGGCUUCCCAGACCGCAACGGAAUCAUGGCCACGGUACAGCAGCACCAGCCGGUCCCCACACCGGCUCGGCCCAAGAGCAUGAAUGGCGGCUCCCACGAUGUGGAUAUCAGCACGGACGGCGCCGCCCUGCAAGUAGCCUCGAGGAGCGCAUUUGGAAGCGGACCACGAAGAGGAGAUACCAGGGUGGUGGUUAUUAUGUACGGCCCGGGCCAGGACAAGAUCGUAUCGGUCUUCGCCGAAGUACUGGGGAAGCAAUCUCGGUUGAGGACUGGCUUCAACGACGUUACUCCUGCCGACAGGGAAUCUGUUGUUGGGAUUCUUGCGGACAACGCAAAAGCCGACAUUGCCUCGCGGAAUCAGGGGUUGGUCGUGGCGAUCAAUGCCCAUUGUGUUAACUUGGGGAUGCCUCCAGACGUCUUCCUCUCUGCCCAGUGCGACUACGAGUUCUUGUAUACGGAAACCCCCUUCUUUCGACGGGAUUUGUCACGAUUCAUCUCACAUACCCUGGGACAGCUCAAUCAUCAUGAGACUCUGAUGGCGAAGCCCAGGACCUAUUUCAUUUCCACCACGUUCCCGGAUGUCCGUGCGGCUCUGCCCAAUCUGGACAUACUCACUGUUGGCGCCGACGCCGUGGAGAUCCGGGUCGAUUUCCUCAAAGAACCGUUAGGGGAUGGAACAUUUUCCGCAGUGCCCAGCCUGAGCUAUAUCGGCGAGCAGGUGAUGCUUCUACGCCAGAAGACCGAGCUGCCCAUCAUCUUCACCACGAGAUGCACAAGAGAAAAUGGCCGGUUCCCAAUGGAGAAUCCGGACCUCUACUUCGACUACUUGUACCGCGCGAUCCAGUGGGGUGUCGAGUACAUCGAUGUCGAACUCUGGCUGCCAGAAGCGAUAAGAAAGAGGCUCUACGAGAAGCGCGGGAACAGUCGCAUCAUGUCGGCUUUCCACGAUUUCUCUGGGACUUUCAAAUGGCUAUCCAAGCAGGCCGAAUUGGUGUUCUUGGAGUCACAACAGUAUGCCGACAUCGUCAAGAUGAUUGCAAUCAUCAACGACCACAACGAGAAUUUCGAACUGGAAUACUUCCGUUCUAAAAUCCGGGCAGAAUUUCCCAACUCGCCACCGUUGUCGGCCGUGAACAUGGGCGAGGCCGGGCAGUUUUCCCGCACCCUCAACCGAGUGUUCACCCCCAUCACCCACCCGCUGCUUCCCGUCAUCGCUGCGCCUGGCCAAAUGAGUGCGGCAGAGAUAAACCAAGCGCUUGCUCUCCUUGGCCAGCUGCCCAAGAAAAGCAUAUAUGGGAUCGCCAGUCCGUCAUCACAUGGCACAAGCCCGCAAGCCCCCUUCUAUGAGAAAUGCUUCAAUGAGCUCGGCCUGCCUCAUCACUUCGCUGUCGUCGAAAGACAGUCGAGAAACUCGGGGUGUAUGGAGGCCUGGUGCAACCAGAGGAACUUUGGCGGUGCUUACCUCAACCCUCCCGUCUCGUUUAACAGCCUCGUUGGGAACAGCUCUUUCUUUCCAUCUGUAAACAAUGGAACUGGCCCGAUACUUAGCGAGGCCGCACAAGUUAUUGGGAUGGUCGACACCAUCGUGGUGCGGUCGGGCUCGUUGGGUUCCACCUCGUCGGCUCCACCGUCAAUACCCUCGAGCCCUCGACAUCACCAUAAUGGCGACUCCUUUGGUGCAUAUGGGCCAACACAAUCCGGCCUUCCGCCGAACACUUCGCUCAUCUUCGAGAAUGCCUCGUGGCGGGGAAUCCUAAGCACUCUGACCAGGGACCUCGCCCCUUCGGCGUAUUUCGGCCGGGCAGCUGUUGUCCUCGCAUCCUCGUCCGACGAUGCAGCAAGUGUCAUCUAUGCUCUCAAAGCUCUGAAGGUUGGCAAGAUCUACACCGUCGGUUUCAGGACGCCGGCCUCUCUCGCCCGCGACUUGCCCAUUGAACCCUUUAACAGUCUCGAAAGCCUCCAGCGGGCCCGGAUGGUUGGCUCGACGAACAGUGAUGACGGUGGCGGAACGGGGGCUCCGUUCGUCAUCGUGAGUGCUCUCGGCCCCGAGAAGAGCAACCUCGUCGGUAUGCUCGUUCGGGUCUUCGGCUCGAGAGGCUCGGGCUAUAAAGGGAAGGUGUUUCUGGAUCUUGCGGAUGGGAAUGUGCCUCGCAGAGGCGACCCCGGCAUCAUUGCCGAACAGAGUGGCUUCGCCGCGUACGGGGUCGCCGACGUCACGGCCUUCACCACCGUCGAGACGUUGAGAUUGCUGGUGGGCCAGAAUGUGCCGUAUAGCUUUGUCCGACUCGCAAGCGGAAGGGGGCUCUAUUAACCGGUUCCUGGGAAUCGGACAUGGCCGUCACCAAGACACCUCUCACGCACUUGCCAGAUUGUGUUGGCGGGUCCGACGUACUCACACCCGGGACCGGGUCGUACAAAGCUGGAGGAUUUUAUAUAUCAAGUCUUUGUCUGCUGGGAUUUAGACGGAUCAUAGUGUGACCCCAUGAGGAUAAAUAGGAAGCUAAACUUGAUAAUGAUAUCCAUUACACGGCACCCUCUGCCCUUCCUUGCCCACGCAAAACAAAACAAUAUCACGAAGGUUACUCUCUGUCGGGUUUAAAUUUGAACCCUUAUGUGAGGUAUGAAAGUUUAGGUAUUUACCUAGUUUCUCCUUUUUGCUUAUAUCUAUGCAGCUGUUUUCCAAGCUCAGUCAACC
Molecule: messenger RNA, 3068 nt
Organism: Phialemonium atrogriseum
Lineage: Eukaryota; Fungi; Ascomycota; Sordariomycetes; Cephalothecales; Cephalothecaceae
Product: 3-dehydroquinate dehydratase
Exons: 1
Coding region: 399-2684 (761 amino acids)
Molecular function (GO): 3-dehydroquinate dehydratase activity
Source: RefSeq, a predicted model, not a curated record